GCGCGCUGUGUCGCUUGGUGAUGACGUAACAAUAACUUCCCUGGUUCUGCUCCGAGUCGUCAAACGUCAGAUUUGAGUCCGUUAAACUUUCCGUGGGACGUUCACGGUGAAACUACAGGAAUGCACGUGUCGGUGCGGGAAGUCUCCAUCCCUUCGGAGCCUGACUCCUCCUACUUCCUGCGAGUGAACUGGAGGGGGCGGGGCUUAGGUUCAGGCUUCCAGUUGCUGCUGACUGACGGACAGGACGCCUGGAGAGGAGACGUAAGUGAGGCGGCCGUGUGCGAGGAGGCGGAGGAGCUGGAGAUGCAGAGGGAGCGCUACAUCCAGGACCUCGAGAAGGCUCUGACAGAGACAGAAACCUCCACCACGUACAGCUUCAGCCUGACGCCGUCUCCGCCCGACCGCGGCUCCACCGUCACGCUGGCGUAUGAGACGGUUCAGAAGGACAUCUCUUUCCGGUUGGGUUCUGUCCAGCUGAAGGUUGUCCCCGAGCCGGCCGAGGCGGUGAGAGAGAUCCUGAUCCACAGUCUGCAGCGAGGAGACGACCUGCAGCAAAACAACCGAAAACUGGAGGAGGAGAACGAGAGACUGAGGAGAGAGCAGAGACGCAUCACUGCAGAGAUGAAGCGGUAUGCUGGAGGUAAAGAAGAGCUGGAGGCGGAGCUGUACUCGCGCUUCAUCCUGGUCCUCAAUGAGAAGAAGGCAAAGAUCCGCAGUCUGCAGGAAACUGUCACACAGCUGCAGGGAAACAGGAGUUCUGAGGAGAAGAAAAAGGAGCAGUCAGUCAAAUCUGAUCGGACUACAGCUGAGGAGGAGGACGAGUACGGCGGCAGCACCGAUGAAGAGCCGGAGGAAGAGCAGCCGACUCGAGCUCCUGCUUCAUCCACCCGAGAGUCCUCUGCUGCGAGCCCAUUGGACGACAGCCUGAAGGACAUCACAGACGUGGCCCCCUGUCGGAAACGCCGCUUUCGUCACUUGGUAGCCCCCGACCCGGUGGUGAAAAGACCGAGCCCUCAGAGUUCAGAGAGAAAGAGGUAAAACACACCACAACGUCUGCUGCUGCACUUGUUUUGACAUGAGCCGCUCCUCCAUCUCUGUGGUCACGCUUCAUGUCUGCGUCGGAGCGGUUUACUGGCUCUGCAGCGAGGAAACGUCUCAUACGGUGUCAUCAGAUCUGUUCCUCCAGCCUGUGGGUGUGACACCUCAGGACAGAAAUAACACAUUUAUUGUUUUUAAAAAGCUCCUCCCUUC
This is a messenger RNA of Labrus mixtus (cuckoo wrasse), 1251 nucleotides long. Its product is annotated as DNA repair protein XRCC4-like. Gene Ontology annotation, biological process: response to X-ray; positive regulation of ligase activity; double-strand break repair via nonhomologous end joining. Gene Ontology annotation, molecular function: DNA binding. Bases 121 to 1038 code for a protein of 305 amino acids. Gene Ontology annotation, cellular component: DNA-dependent protein kinase-DNA ligase 4 complex; nucleus; DNA ligase IV complex. Lineage: Eukaryota; Metazoa; Chordata; Actinopteri; Labriformes; Labridae. The record is from RefSeq and is a predicted model, not a curated record. The transcript is spliced from 7 exons.